Messenger RNA from Oncorhynchus masou masou (cherry salmon), 5339 nucleotides. Its product is annotated as disintegrin and metalloproteinase domain-containing protein 10-like. The transcript is spliced from 16 exons. Gene Ontology annotation, cellular component: synaptic membrane; plasma membrane. Lineage: Eukaryota; Metazoa; Chordata; Actinopteri; Salmoniformes; Salmonidae. Bases 110 to 2398 code for a protein of 762 amino acids. Gene Ontology annotation, biological process: Notch signaling pathway; membrane protein ectodomain proteolysis. The record is from RefSeq and is a predicted model, not a curated record. Gene Ontology annotation, molecular function: metalloendopeptidase activity involved in amyloid precursor protein catabolic process.
AAGCGGUGAAAGGCGGUUGUGAAGGUACUGCCAUAAACAGAGCGCAGACUGCGCCUUUAAGAAGUGCAAAUCGAAACAGUAAAGCAUUCGCGGUGUCAAUGUACUAACAAUGAAUUUAAUCGAUAUGGUCUUGAUUCAAUUCUUGCUGUUUAAUGGCAUAUGGACCAUUCAAGGUCAGCAUGGAAACCCUCUGAACAAGUACAUUCGCCACUAUGAGGGCCUGUCCUACGACACCGAGGCCCUGCACAGCAACCACCAGAGAGCCAAGAGGGCCGUCUCCCACGAGGACAAGGUCCUGCAGCUUGACUUCCACGCACAUGGAAGGCAUUUCAAUCUGAGGAUGAAGAGGGACACCAGCCUGUUCUCUCCAGACCUCAAGGUUGAGAUAUCAGGAGUGGAGGCGCCCUACGACCCCUCCCACAUUUACACUGGAGAAAUCUUCGGUGAGAAGGGCACUUUGACCCACGGCUCAGUGGUAGACGGCAGGUUUGAAGGCUUCAUCCAGACCCACCAGGGCAUGUACUACGUGGAGCCCUCGGAGAGGUACCUCAGAGACAAGGACGUGCCCUACCACUCAGUCAUCUACCACGAGGGGGACAUCAAUUACCCUCAUAAGUAUGGGUCAGAGGGGGGCUGUGCUGACCACUCAGUGUUUGAAAGGAUGAAGAAGUACCAGGCCUCGGCUAUGGAGGAGCCUCUCAAGGAGCCCAGCAGUGUGGUGGAGGAAGAGGAGAGGUCCCAUGGACAUGGUCCGGUGAUCCUGAGGAAGAAGAGAGCAGCUCAGAUAGAGAAGAACACCUGCCAGCUCUUCAUCCAGACUGACCACCUCUUCUUCAAGUACUACGGCACCAGAGAGGCUGUCAUCGCACAGAUCUCCAGCCAUGUCAAGGCCAUUGACUCUAUCUACCAGGGUACUGACUUCCUGGGCAUCCGCAACAUCAGCUUCAUGGUCAAAAGGAUCAGGAUAAACACGACCAGUGAUGAGCGGGACAUCACCAAUCCGUUCCGCUUCGCUAACAUCGGGGUGGAGAAGUUCCUGGAGCUCAACUCAGAACAGAACCAUGAUGAUUAUUGCCUGGCCUACGUCUUCAGUGACAGGGACUUUGACGAUGGGGUGCUGGGCCUGGCCUGGGUCGGAGCUCCUGCAGGGAGCUCCGGAGGUAUCUGUGAGAAGAGUAAGUUGUACUCUGAUGGGAAGAAGAAGUCUCUGAACACCGGCAUCAUCACGGUGCAGAACUACGCCUCCCAUGUCCCCCCCAAGGUCUCCCACAUCACCUUCGCACAUGAGGUUGGACACAACUUUGGCUCUCCGCAUGACUCUGGGACAGAGUGCACCCCAGGAGAGUCCAAGGCCCAGGAGAAGAAGGAGCAGGGGAACUACAUCAUGUACGCCCGGGCCACGUCAGGGGACAAGCUCAACAACAACAAGUUCUCUAUCUGCAGCGUGAGGAACAUCAGCCAGGUCUUGGAGAAGAAGAGGGGCAACUGCUUUGUGGAGUCUGGCCAGCCCAUCUGUGGUAAUGGUCUGGUGGAGGCAGGGGAGCAGUGUGACUGUGGUUACAGUGACCAGUGUAAAGACGAGUGCUGCUACAACGCCAACGAGGCCGACGGCAACAAGUGCAAACUUAAGCCCGGCAAAAUCUGUAGUCCCAGCCAGGGUCCGUGCUGUACACCGACGUGCAACUUCAAGGGCUCCAAUGAUAAGUGUAGGGAGGAGUCAGAGUGUGCUGAACAGGGCAUGUGUAACGGAGGCACUGCCCAGUGCCCCACCUCUGAACCCAAAGCCAACUUCACCGCCUGCCAUGGAGAGACACAAGUCUGCCUCAACGGGGGCUGCUCUGGCUCCAUCUGUGAGAAGUAUGGUCUGGAAGUGUGUACCUGUGCCAGUAUUGAGGGAACAGACGAGACUGAGCUGUGCCACGUCUGCUGUCAGGAGAGAAUGAAACCCGACACCUGCAGCAGCACGGGCUCCGAGAAGUGGGCCCGCUUCUUCAGCAAGAAGAUCACCACACUGCAGCCAGGCUCCCCCUGCAACGACUUCAAGGGUUACUGCGACGUGUUCAUGAGGUGCCGGCUGGUGGACGCAGACGGCCCCCUGGCCAGGCUAAAGAAAGCCAUCUUCAACGCAGAGCUCUACGAGAACAUCGCAGAGUGGAUAGUGGCUCACUGGUGGGCAGUGUUGCUGAUGGGCAUUGCUCUCAUCAUGCUGAUGGCUGGUUUCAUCAAGAUCUGCAGUGUCCACACACCCAGCAGCAACCCCAAACUGCCCCCACCCAAGCCACUGCCAGGCACGUUAAAGAGGAGGAGACGGCAGCAAUCGAAUGGCCAGCAGCCCCAGCAGCAGCGCAACCAACGCCAGCCCAGAGAGAACUAUCAGUUGGGUCAGAUGAGACGUUGAGACACUGGGCCCCUCUUUGCCUUGGUUCUUCUUAGUGCCUACAGUGGGAACACUUCACUCCAAAGAGUUACCUGUACCAUUCAUUGCAACCACCCAUCUGCAAAACUAACUGUCAACAGAACUGAUUUCAAUAGACAAGACGUACAGUUCCAGGACCUAAUGGACUACAUCAACACCACUGCUCUGGGAGCCAGCCGAGCUGUCCUUCACACAGCUGUAAGCAGAGAAUAUUAUAGGAAAGCUCUUGGCAAUGACGGGAAGAGAAAAUUACUGAUUUCUGUUGUUCUUUUUUCUUUUCUUUUUUCCUGGAGUGCAGGGGAGCAGCAGCAUUGUGGUCAUGCAGCCUCUCCUCUCCUCCUUUUUAGCGUGUUUCAUCUGUUUGUCCUUUCUGAAGUGCUGCCCUCCUGAGCAGGAAGACAGGACUGCAGGUCACAUGGGUUUUUGCUGCCAUGCAAAGCCAGGAUGUGAGACAUUGCAGCAGAAGAGACUAAUUUGCCAAUGUAAUUAUUAUUUUGUAAUCAAAACAUGAUAAGAAAAAAUGCACAGGCUUUUAUUUCCAAAGCAUACAUGUUCUUUCUGUGUGCAAUUGUACAGGUAUUGAGAUGUAGAUUUUUUUUCUUUGUAUCAUAUGAAAUCAAUUGUUUUCCUGAUGUCUGAUAAAGAUUAUUUACUGUUUUAAUUCACUCUCUCAGGAUUAAUAAAACCGAAAACAGCCCUAUCUGUCACAUUUAGCUACUGUGGGGUGGAUCAGAACAGACCUCGGUUAUCAGAACAUGGAGGGAAUGUAAACAUAAAGCUGAAUGUGAUUAAAGCAGGGUAUAGAGAGGCGACAGAGAUGUAGAGACUUGUGAUAUUCGGAUGUGAUAUCGGAGGAUAUCAUUGGGCUGGUGGAAGGUGUCAUUUUCAGACAGGUUUGCUUCUAGAGGUGCAGUUUGGGGAUGCAACUGCAGCUUUUAAAUGUUUUACUUAAUUAUGACAUUGUUCUUUUCAGCAAUUUUUUUCUGAUUCAAUGCAUUGAUGUGAAUCACUGAACCACUAAAUACAGCAGAUGUACCUUGUCUAUUGAUCAUUCCAUGUGAGGGAUGGUUGGAGAAAGGAGAGAAUCUUCAAUGCAUUAGCAUACAAGGCUGUCCAAGGGCUGGCUGGUGCUACACCUCAUGACUAUGCCACUGAACGUGGUUACAUCAUAUUCUUCAAGUCACAGGGCCUUGGCCAGAGCCUGCGAACACAGGCCAGGGUCCAUAGGGGGCAAUAUUACAGAGGGCAUCACAGACAGUCACUGUACUGGUCUGGACAUGCUCUCGCCUAGCUCGGCUGCCCUCACCAAUGUUGUUACCUUAAUAAAUGCAGUCUUUAAGAGCUGACCAGGGAACAACCGAAUGCCCUGUUACAUACCAGUUUGAAGGCAGCUUGAGGAAUCUUCUACUCUUAUGGCAUGCAUUAGGAAUGUGAAUGGUUUGCCAGAUGAAGAUCCUGGAUGGCUUUAAUGUGAUUGUUGUUUUUUUUAUUUUAGCAAUUCAGAUAUUUGUAUAUGGGGGAAUUGUAUCGAUAAAGUCCUACAAUGGCUUAAUGUCUGAGUGUCCAGCUAUGCCAAGCUGUUACAUAUGAACUGAGAUUGAUAAGGCUACCAAUUGCCUGUAACUUUUCUCCCUUUGGCUAUCAUUUCCAUGUUGUUUCUCUCCUAUGAUACGUAUCUGUGUUGCAUGUCCUGUCUCUCUCCCUAACCCCACAUCUCUAUUGGAAGUACAUAGCUCUGCUCUGGGGAUGAUCUCCACCAAAAGAGACCUAUAUGUCAUAGUCUGUGGUUUGUGUAAAGACAUAAACAAUGUGUCUAAAUGGAGUUGAGUCUGAUUCUCCUGAACCCAUUGCAACUCCACAGUCUGUCCGGAGGUCAGUGGGGUUUGUAAUGUACCGCUGGCUCAGAGCCAUGGAGACCAGGACACAGGCAGGAUAUCCAAAGUGACACUGCUUGACUUCAGGUGUCUUUUAGAAGGUCAACUUGACUGACUGUAGGGAGAGGAUGUGGGAUAAAUGUACCGUCCUGUUUGUUGUCCUGUCUUUGUGUGGCAGGUGUGGGAAGUCUUUUGAAGCCUGUUACCAAGGUCUCUCAAAUCAGAAUGAACGUAGACUAGCACUCGAGGUCAGGAGGUAACCCUAAGUCCUUUUAUUUUUCAUGACUUUGUUAAUCCCAUUUAAAUGAUGUGACUAUAUUGAUAUUAUAUGACUGAUUCUGGCCCAUUAUGCCUUAUCAGGUAGGUAGACACUAGGCAGUGUGUCCUGGAGCUUAAUUAAAGUCAAGCUGGACUCUUCACAUAUUAAUGCCUUCAUUGUUUCCUCCCAAAACUGGUCAAUAUUGAAUGAGGAAAAAAUGACUCUUAUCUAUGUAGCCACAUACAAUGUCUACAAGAGAGCCUCUGAAAUGGAAAAAAAACGGAUCCUCCCUUGAUUCUAACAUGUCUUUCUCUGUUCUUUCUGUUUGGUGCUGGUGGGUAUGGGUUUGUGCUGGAUAAUAAAAUAUUGUUUCUCAUUACCUUUGGCAUUUAGUAAGGCUCAUCGGAGUGUGGUCGUCUUAAAUUCAUUCUUCUCAUUGUCUUUUUAUUCCUGUGGUAAGGUAAUAGGUGGGUAUAUAGGGGGCGGUGACUGGGAUUUACAUUUCUGUCUUUAAUUUGUCUUGCAAAUUUUGGGGGGAGAAACGCUUGCUCUGAAAUGUAAACCGAGAGAAUCCAGAAUGGGAAAAGUCUAAUACUGCUGUCUGAUUUGAAUGUCUGCUGUGUUUUAAACAGUAUCUUCAAUUUUCUUUACGAUUUUCUUUUCUUGGUUCUGUUUCCCGUUCUACUCAAAUUUAAACAUUUUACUAAAAUUGCAAAAAGUAUUGUGCAAAUGUUGUUUUGUUUUUUUAACUAUUUGAAAUGCUUUAAUAAAAAUAGACUUGAUCAAAAAA